This is a messenger RNA of Funneliformis geosporum, 278 nucleotides long. Lineage: Eukaryota; Fungi; Glomeromycota; Glomeromycetes; Glomerales; Glomeraceae. The record is from the annotation of a GenBank genome assembly.
UUGCUCUUGCACUCGUAGCAGAAAAAAAACCUGCCAAUGAAGAAAGUGUAGACAAGCGUACACCUCAUGACUACUACGACGAUGAUUACUACGAAGAUGAUUAUAAGAAAAAACAUUACAAACGUCACGACUAUUACAAGAAAAAGGACUAUUACGAUGAUGAUUACGAAGAUAAAUACAACAAACACUACAAACGUCACGACUAUUACAAGAAGAAAGACUACUAUCACGAUGACUACAAAAAGGACUACUACCACGACGACUAUAAGAAAUAUUAA